CAUCUAACUCCAAAAUAAGAAGAGAUUAGGAGAGGAGAGAAAUGGAGGCAAAGCUAGUGGUAAAGCAUGUAUUGCUAGCAAAGUUCAAAGAUGAUGUCUCACUUGAGAAGAUUGAGGAGCUCAUUCAAGGCUAUGCUAACCUCGUCAAUUACAUUGAACCCAUGAAGGCCUUCCAGUGGGGCAAGGACGUGAGCAUCGAGAACCUACAUCAGGGUUUCACCCAUAUCUUUGAGUCCACGUUUGCGAGCACUGAAGGAAUUGCAGAGUAUAUUUCACACCCAAAGCAUGUUGAAUUUGCAAAUCUCUUCCUUGAUCACUUGGACAAGGUCCUUAUUAUUGACUACAAACCCAAUUGUUAGCUGUUGAAUGUUAUGUUGAUGACAAUCUUAUUUGGUUUGGGCUCGGGUUGAGAUGUGAGCAUUAAAAUGUUAAAUGUUUUAGGUUUAACUCUUAUAUUAAUUUAAGAGUUAGUUUUCUCUUUUGGUUGUCAAUUUAAUUUAUUUAUACUAUUUAUUAUGUUGGUUUUAUCACUUAGAUAUUUAAACGCAUUUCUUGUAGUAGUGACA
This is a messenger RNA of Beta vulgaris subsp. vulgaris (sugar beet), 566 nucleotides long. RefSeq names its product stress-response A/B barrel domain-containing protein HS1. NCBI's taxonomy places the organism in Eukaryota, Viridiplantae, Streptophyta, Magnoliopsida, Caryophyllales, Amaranthaceae. Gene Ontology annotation, biological process: pollen tube adhesion. The coding region runs from base 42 to 359 and encodes 105 amino acids. The record is from RefSeq and is a predicted model, not a curated record. The transcript is spliced from 3 exons.